GAGCUGGUCUCUUCAAGCUUCUCCUCUCGUUUCUAUACCCUCAAUCGAUACCAGGCCAGCACUUCAUCGCCGAGCGAUUCAGCCUCGGCAACACAACAUUGCAACCCGCUUUUAGUAUCCUUACCAUAGCCAAGUUACUGGACUUCGUUCCGGACACCCUCAGACGUCGCCCGAAUCGUCCGGUCAUCUUGCCUAUCGGAUUACACACUGUCUAUCACAAGCGAUAUGUCAAGUCGGCACAAUAUUAUGGUUUUACGGAGAGGGGAUACAACAUCGGCGGCACCAACGUCGACGAUCAUCCGUUCUCCCGUCUUCAUUGCGCUGUUGGGCGUCAUCGUAUGUCUGCUGCUUCUAACACUCGCACUGGGACUGGUGCUACGCAAGGCCAACACCAAAUUGGAGACUUCGCCAACUUGCGUGACCUGUACUUCUGUCCAAUGCACGGAAGUUCAGCAAACCCAGAAGCCAGGUCAUACUUUGGGAUACCAGGACCGACGACAAGCAUCACGAAGCGAUGUCUCCGUGAUCGAGGCAAAGAAUCUCACGCUUCAUCCGGCUGGACUCCAGGUCAUGAACCGAACGGUCACCACCUUGAGUGAGGUUCCAUCGGUCCCGUUCAGAAGCGCUCCGCAGGAACGAACAAGUAUGGCAGAACCGUCGCGGGUGGCUGCGACUGUUCGGCUAGACCGUUAUACCAAAGCUCUACCUAGCUUUCCGGAGCCCGUCCACAAGCUGGAAUUCACGGCAGCUUGCUACAAAUCUGUUCGCCAUGACAGUGGUCUCCUGAGCGCCGAUUUGAAGCCAGGUGGCGCAACGUCCUCAGAGCUCAGUAACAGCUCCACGAGGGACAGCACAAACUUCCAUGAGUCGCUUGUCGACCUUGGCUCAUGUCCGAGUCCCGGGUUUGCGAAAGAAAGCAUCUCCAGCCCAGUCGCUCCCACUGUACUCCGAUCGACUGCUCCGUCCGCCCUCACCGGUCGAAGCCUGACUCAUCCAGUGUCUUUGCCGGCGCACUGCAGGCCGCGACCCCCUAGGCAACCUUCGCAGCUGUCAUCGUCCUGGAUCCCCGAUGACGAAGAAGAUGCAGACUCCGAUAGCGUCAAAGAGGCGGAAGUGCGUCAGGUCACCGCGGUGGCGUAUCUGCAGGCACCCAACAGCCCGAACUCCCGGUAUCCGACCCUGCGCAAUAGAGAUCGUCCUCUUCCAGUGAUGCUCUCGCUGCCAUACGAGUUGGCCGAACGCGGCUCGACACCCAUUUUCAGGGGACCGAUUCCAGAUGUUCGGGAUUAUCCCGUGUUUUAUGAUACGUCUGGUUUCAAGAUCAAAUCAGAAUACUAGCUUUCUAACGUAUGGCGCUCUCACCCCGCCUCUUUGUACGGUAUAUAGAUCAUGCUGAAAUCGAUGUCAUUAAGGU
Molecule: messenger RNA, 1414 nt
Organism: Filobasidium floriforme
Lineage: Eukaryota; Fungi; Basidiomycota; Tremellomycetes; Filobasidiales; Filobasidiaceae
Exons: 2
Coding region: 226-1338 (370 amino acids)
Source: RefSeq, a predicted model, not a curated record